Messenger RNA from Panicum hallii, 767 nucleotides. Its product is annotated as 40S ribosomal protein S24-1-like. The transcript has 4 exons. Gene Ontology annotation, biological process: translation. Gene Ontology annotation, cellular component: ribosome. Gene Ontology annotation, molecular function: structural constituent of ribosome. NCBI's taxonomy places the organism in Eukaryota, Viridiplantae, Streptophyta, Magnoliopsida, Poales, Poaceae. Bases 113 to 526 code for a protein of 137 amino acids. The record is from RefSeq and is a predicted model, not a curated record.
UCCUUUCCACGCAAUCACCCGGCUCUCCCAGCGCCGCCUCCCUCCGUCCUCCUGCGCCGCCGCCGCCGCUGCUACUGCCACCUCCGCAGCCAGCAGCCGGCCGACCGCAGCCAUGGCAGACUCGAAGGCCGCCGCGGCGGUGACCCUCCGCACGCGCAAGUUCAUGACCAACCGCCUCCUCUCACGCAAGCAGUUCGUGCUCGAGGUUAUCCACCCCGGGCGCCCCAACGUCUCCAAGGCGGAGCUGAAGGAGAGGCUGGCGAAGGUGUACGAGGUCAAAGACCCCAACUGCAUCUUCGUCUUCAAGUUCCGCACCCACUUCGGAGGCGGCAAGUCCACCGGCUUCGGUCUCAUCUACGACAACCUCGAGGCCGCCAAGAAGUUCGAGCCCAAGUAUCGCCUCAUCAGGAAUGGUCUUGCUACCAAGGUAGAGAAGUCUCGUAAGCAGAUGAAGGAGCGGAAGAACAGGGCAAAGAAGAUCCGUGGUGUAAAGAAGACGAAGGCUGGAGAUGCCAAGAAGAAGUAAGGGAGAGAUACUUGCCUUGCCGUCUUCAUCUUAUCUGCCUCCGGCUUGUUGAGGAUGGUGUCGUUUUGGCAAUGCUGAAUGUUUAAUUAGACCUAGAAAGGAUUUUGCCAGAAUUAUGAAUGUUGAGGCUCUCGUAGUACUUUGUGGUCAGUUUUGAGGAACAUUGUCGGACACUAGCAUAUAUACUUGAUCGUCAUGGCUUGUUCUGCUAUCUUCAUUUUGAUCUGUUUGUUUUUGGGAA